Chrysochloris asiatica (Cape golden mole) is the source of this 519-nucleotide messenger RNA. RefSeq names its product neudesin neurotrophic factor (gene NENF). The record is from RefSeq and is a predicted model, not a curated record. The transcript has 4 exons. Gene Ontology annotation, cellular component: endomembrane system; membrane. NCBI's taxonomy places the organism in Eukaryota, Metazoa, Chordata, Mammalia, Afrosoricida, Chrysochloridae. Bases 1 to 519 code for a protein of 172 amino acids.
AUGUCGUACCCCGCUUCGGGGUGGCGGCUGAGGCCACUGGCUGCUCUGGCUCUGGUUCUGGCGCUGGCCCCGGGGCUCCCCGCAGCUCGAGCCGGGCAGACGCCGCGCCCCGCCGAGCGGGGGCCCCCGGUGCGGCUCUUCACGGAGGAGGAGCUGGCCCGCUACACCGGGGCGGAGGAAGACCAGCCCAUCUACAUGGCGGUGAAGGGCGUAGUGUUUGAUGUCACUUCUGGAAAGGAGUUUUAUGGGAGAGGAGCCCCCUACAAUGCCUUGACCGGGAAAGACUCCACCAGAGGUGUGGCCAAGAUGUCCCUGGAUCCUGCAGACCUCACCCAUGACACCACGGGGUUGACAGCCAAUGAGCUAGAAUCCCUGGAUGAUGUCUUCACCAGAGUAUACAAGGCCAAAUACCCCAUCAUCGGCUACACAGCCCGCAGGAUCCUUAACGAGGAUGGCAGCCCCAACCUGGAUUUCAAGCCCGAGGAUCAGCCCCAUUUUGACAUCAAGGAUGAGUUCUGA